Molecule: messenger RNA, 261 nt
Organism: Lathyrus sativus (Indian pea)
Lineage: Eukaryota; Viridiplantae; Streptophyta; Magnoliopsida; Fabales; Fabaceae
Source: the annotation of a GenBank genome assembly
AUGUCGUACGAUGACGUAGAAAUCGAAGACAUGGAGUGGAACGAGGAGUUGCAGUCAUACACGUAUCCUUGUCCAUGCGGGGACCUGUUCCAGAUCACAAAGGAAGAUCUCAAGCUUGGCGAGGAGAUCGCUCGCUGCCCUAGUUGUUCCCUCUACAUCACUGUUAUCUACAACAUGGAAGAUUUUCUAGGCGAUUCUGAUCAAAAUAGAACAAACAAGGGUCUUCAGCCCUCCAAACAACAACCUGUCACCGUUGCUUGA